Hirundo rustica (Barn swallow) is the source of this 1197-nucleotide messenger RNA. RefSeq names its product zinc finger protein 22-like. Gene Ontology annotation, biological process: regulation of transcription by RNA polymerase II. The transcript is spliced from 3 exons. Bases 186 to 875 code for a protein of 229 amino acids. The record is from RefSeq and is a predicted model, not a curated record. Gene Ontology annotation, molecular function: DNA-binding transcription factor activity, RNA polymerase II-specific; RNA polymerase II cis-regulatory region sequence-specific DNA binding. NCBI's taxonomy places the organism in Eukaryota, Metazoa, Chordata, Aves, Passeriformes, Hirundinidae.
GAAGACCAGACCCAUCUACACCACCACUGGACAUUCAGAGGAAAACUACAUCCUUCUACAAGAUCAUUGCUUCAACAAAACCACAUCUGUCACUCCAGGAGGACUGCAGCCACGAUUUGAUUGGACUGCAAGCAACACCCUGACUACCCGGGUGUCAGGAUUUCCCAUUCCCAAACCUUGGCUGGAUGGAGGAAGAGGCUGUGAGGAAGAGGAAGAUGCCCCAGGACAGCCAGGCAGACAAGGAGCUGAGGAUGGAGACCUGGGAGUACAAAUCCCCAUGGCAGGACCUCAUGGAAGAGGCUGUUUUAAGUGGCUCCAUGGCACAGGAAUCAAAUCAGGGGAAAAAGCGCCAGAGACCCUGCAGGAGGAAGGACUCCAAACCCAUCCCAGGGUGCUCUGAGGAGGAAAGACCCACCCUGUGCCAGGAAGGUGGACAGAGCUUCAGCCAGAGCAACACCACGGUCCAGCACCAGAUCAUCCACACCAGGGAGACGCCCUACGAGUGUCCCAAGUGUGGGAAGAGGUUUCAGACCAGCUCCACUCUCCUACACCACCAGCAGAUUCACACAGAGGAGAGGCCCUUCCGCUGCCCCGACUGCAGGAAGGGCUUCAAGCAAAACUCCCACCUCAUCACCCACCAGCGCAUCCACACUGGGGAGAGGCCCUACGAGUGUCCCCAGUGUGGGAAGAGCUUCACCCAGAGGUCUCACCUGAGCCAACACCAACGAGGCACCCGUAAGGGAAGCCCUGCGAGUGCCCUGACUGUGGGGAAAGCUUCCUGCACUGCUCCAACUCCAUCCCCCAUCAGGGGACCCACAUUGGGAAGACACUGGGCUGGUGGUCCUUUAGUUUGGUGGUCCCUAAUAUUCUUUUGAUUCAUCUUCCUCCCUUUAAAACCAGUAAAAUUGGGUUGAGAAUCAACAAAUUCAUCAAAGCCAUCUCAAUCCUCAUUUUUUACUUGUGUUUCUAAAGAAUCUGGGACUCUGAGUGUUACUUGGGAGGAUUUGAGGGUCUUUGGUGUGGUUGUCUCCAUUUUUUAACCCUCAAAGAGACAAGACGGUUUGAUCUGUCACCUCAAAAACACUCAUUGCCACUGAAAACUACUUAAUCCUACCCAAAAAUUAUUUAAUUCCUCAGACCCUCAGUGUGGAAUGGGGUUGGAAGGAGGUAAAGUGGGCAAAGUGGGAUGCAGAUCAG